This is a messenger RNA of Myxocyprinus asiaticus (Chinese sucker), 7445 nucleotides long. RefSeq names its product protein fem-1 homolog A-like. Gene Ontology annotation, molecular function: protein binding. The coding region runs from base 154 to 2007 and encodes 617 amino acids. Lineage: Eukaryota; Metazoa; Chordata; Actinopteri; Cypriniformes; Catostomidae. The record is from RefSeq and is a predicted model, not a curated record. The transcript is spliced from 2 exons.
CAACAUCGACGCCAUUUCGAUUUCAGCCUUAAAAUGGACGUAAAAUGCAGCGCGAGGAUGUUUCCCCUCUAAAUCAGAAGCGACACGCGCUUCCCGCGCCUGCACAUUCAAACGAGCUUUAACGGACAGUUUGUGACGUCACAUGCAAAGAAGAUGGACAUUAGCACGGCGGUGUUUAACGCGGCGAGAGACGGAAAACUGAAACUCAUUCAGAAGUUGCUGUGCAACAAAAGUCCCGAGGAGCUGGAGGCGCUGGCGGAGGAGAAGACGCAGGGGGGGACGCCGCUCCUCAUCGCCUCCCGGUACGGCCAUCUGGAGGUUGUGGAUUACCUGCUGGAGCACUGCAAGGCUAACGUGGAGCUCGGAGGCUCCGUGAACUUUGACGGCGAGACGAUUGAAGGCGCUCCGCCGCUGUGGGCGGCCUCCGCCGCGGGACAUCUGCCAGUAGUGAAGACUCUACUGAAGCACGGAGCCUCCGUCAAUAACACCACCCUGACCAACUCCACCCCCCUGAGGGCCGCAUGCUUCGAUGGUCAUCUGGAGAUCGUUCGAUACCUGGUGGAGCAUCGUGCGGACAUGGAAGUGGCGAACCGCCACGGUCAUACAUGUCUGAUGAUCUCGUGCUACAAGGGCCACAGGGAGAUCGCCAAGUUCCUGUUGGAGCGAGGGGCCAAUGUCAACCGUAAGAGUGUGAAAGGCAACACCGCCCUGCAUGACUGCGCCGAAUCCGGGAGUCUGGAGAUCAUGAAGAUGCUGAUGAAAUGUAACGCCUGCAUGGAGCGGGAUGGUUAUGGCAUGACCCCGCUGCUGGCCGCCAGCGUCACCGGUCACACCAAUAUAGUUGAGUAUCUUGUGCACCAGCCCUGGGCCACCAGAGAGGAGCAGAUAGACGCCCUUGAACUUCUUGGGGCAACAUUUGUGGACAAGAAACGUGACCUGCUGGGUGCCAUGUGCUACUGGAGAAGAGCGAUGGAGCUGCGGCAGGCGGGCGAGAAGGCUGGAUUUCUGGCCAAACCCCCUCCGGGUCCCCCCGUCUCUGCGUACGACUGCGCCCACGAGGUGUGCACGGUCGAGGAGCUGGAAGCGCUCAUCACAGACCCCGAUGAGAUGAGGAUGCAGGCCCUUCUGGUGAGGGAGCGCAUCUUGGGCCCCUCGCACCCGGACACUUCAUACUACAUCCGUUACAGGGGGGCCGUCUACGCCGACUCGGGCAACUUCGAGCGCUGCAUCAGCCUGUGGAAGUACGCCCUGGACAUGCAGCAGAGCAACCUGGACCCGCUCAGCCCCAUGACUGCCAGCAGUUUCCUGUCGUUCGCUGAGCUCUUUUCCUUCGUCCUACAGGACAGAGCCAAGGGCACCCUGGCCACCCGCGUCACCUUCCAGGACCUGAUGGCCGUCCUGGGCAAGAGUGUACGGGAGGUAGAGCGUGCAGUGGCGCAGCGGGACAGUCCUCCAGAGGCGCUGCAGUUCACCAAAGCCCUGUCCAUUAUUCUGCACCUCGUCUUCCUGUUGGAGAAACUCGACUGCACUGCAGAGCAAGAGCACCAGAAGAGGCAGACGGUCUACCGGCUUCUGAAGCUCAAUCCCCGGGCGAGGAACGGCUACACGCCCUUGCACAUGGCCGUGGAUAAAGAGACCACAUCGGUGGGCCGUUACCCUGUGGGCCGUUUCCCAUCUUUAGUUGUGGCAGGCUUGUUGCUGGAAUGCGGGGCAGACGUCGACUCCCGCGACUGUGAGAACAACGCGCCACUCCACGUCGCUGCCGCCAACGGCUGCCCGGAGAUCAUGGAGACACUCAUUCAAGCUGGGGCACAUUUCGACGCCACCAAUGCACUACACAAGACGGCCUACGAGCUGCUGGAUGAGCAGAGCAGCGGGCGACACGUGCUGCACCCCCUCAGUUACGUCACCUUGCAGUGUCUGGCCGCCCGUGCUAUUGAGAAACACAGACUUCCCUACAAAGGGCUCAUCUCAGAGGAAAUGGAGGCGUUCAUCGAGCUGCACUGACCUCACCAUGCAAACACCCCAUUUUACACAACAUACCUCCAUGAAACACCCCCUGGCCUGGCCUCACCUUAUGCACGAAUGCUCAGGCCGGGUGCCAGUCUAAGCAAUAAACCCAAUCUAAUUACAACCGUACUGUAACCAAGUGGUGUGGACACUCGCCAAACCUCCUGCUGUCUGUCUUCAAAGGGCUCGUGGGAAAAUGUUCAAAAGACAACCUGUGGACACUUCCAGGAAGUGCCAGCACUGCAGAAAAUUAUUGUCUUACUGAGUAUUUUUGUCUCAUUUCCCAGUAAAAUAUCUACACACUCUUAAAUCAAGAUAAAUGUAAUUGUGAAUCAGAAUGACAUAACCCUAACAUUUUUUGUUUUCAGAGAAAUCUAACAAUUUAGUAAUGUUUUAUGCUUGAAACAAGUAAAAAAAUGCCCAUGUGGUAAGAAAAAAAACUUGAUUCAAAGGGAAAACAAGUUUAUUUUUCUUACCCUAUUGGCAAAUAGUUAUUUCUUGUUUUAAGCAUUAACUGCACCAAAUUUUGUUUGAUUUCUCUGAAAACUUGACUUAAUAUCUCAUACCAUUCUGCUCCUCAAGGAAAUUAGUCUUGUUUUAAGGAUGUUUACAUAUAUUUACCAGAAAAUAAAACUAAAGUGUUCUGUAAAAAAAAUUUUCCAGUUAGGAUGUUAUUUGCUCUUUGGGUUUGAUGUAGGCCGUGAUCUCCUUCCUGUUUUUUUUAUUUCCUUUGUGAGCAGGAAAUGAACAAUUUUGCCUGUCUGUAUUGGUUUGUGUUGUAUUAUUGAUGAGGUAAAGGCUCGUUUUAGGGUGUAAAUGAAUCAUUAAUUGCACGUUUACCAAACGGGCAUGCUCAAAGCAUUAAUGCAAAACUUUUCUAUCUCUAGUUUUAAUUAAGUCUCUUAUCAAAUGUCAUCAUAACAUGGUUUAAUUCUGUAUUUCCCCCCAGAUUUGUGAUCCUGAUGCAGGGGUUUGAAGCUCACGGUGCCAAACGCUAGUCUUACAUGAUGAUCUUUUCUAACGUUGAAUGUAUGCGGCUGUGAUUCUCUUGUGUUUUUGUUGUGUGAAUGCGGAGCGUCUGUUUCAGGAGGUUAAACGGACUCUGUGGGUUCUAACUCGGCACUUUAUCCCCCGUCUGUGAGAACAGAUAUUAUUGAAUUGCUGACGUUAUAUUGAUAUCUAUGCAGUUUAUUAACAGAGGUGGAUUUGGAGUGACAGAUUUGGCAACCCAGGUGUGAAUGAAUGCGGCUCACAUUCCUGCAGUGACGUCAGACGUGUGACAUCAUCAAAAAUGCUUCCAGCUGUUAUGCAAGUUUUUCCUUUAUGACAACUUCAUAUUAAUGAGUUCUGCCUAGUUUAUGUUGCUGGGAUGUUUCUGUCGUGAACUGUUUCUUAUAAUAAUAAGUUGGGGAUUUUACUGUGUUUAUGUAGAAUGCUGCUGCAUACUGGCCUGAUCGACUAAAGAUAAAAAUGUCGUGAUUUUACCCCUUUAAUUUGAGCAUGCUCAGAAGGUAAGUUCAGUGUAAGUCUGGGGUUACAUAUUAUGAUUUACAUGCAUCUCUCCAUGUUGUAUGUAAAGCUGAAUUAUGUAACUUUUUCAGUGUUAAAAUCUUUGUUCAAUCCCAGCUUGUUAGGCAGAGACAGUUGUAAGUAAGCCAUUCUUUGGUUUAUUUUCUCAAAAACUGUAAACUGAUUACAUUUAACAUGGACACUAGAAAGCGGCUUUUUGGGAGAAACGGCGUUCUUGUUUACAUGUACUUUAUAAGCGGCGUACUCUUUACUCCCGUAUACAUGCGGCUCAGUCAGUAUGCAGCUUCCUCCACAGCAACGGAAUUUUCCCGCUAUGCUAGUGUAAAUAACAAACAUGGGAUACGAGGAAAACUUUGCUAUUUUAUUCUCUGUUGCUUCACUUUAUUUCCAGAGUUGCUGCUGUGUGUGUUUCCUUCACUUUCUAUCGCGACCUGCAGCAGAAUUGCGCUGCAAUAGUGGUGUUUCCCUCUUACGUCAGACUCCGGGAUUCCCCCGGUGUAUGAGCACAUAUACAUGAACGUGAGGGACAGUCGAUAUUUUACAUUGAUGUGUAUAAAUGGGUAUAGUUUAUAGUUUAUGUGAUUUUCCCACUGUACUCCCAGAAAUGUUGAAUUAUUUCCAUUGUGUUGAUUUGUUGUUGGGCUCCAUCCUAUGACGUUUGUUAUCCGGUCUGUUCACACACGCGCACUCUUCAGAACGCCGCUUAUGCUUUACAUGAGCACAUUAAGCUGCGUUCUCUGAGAGAAACCUGAGUGUGUUAAACCGCUUUCUCUUAAUCCCUUAAACGGCAAAAGGAAAUCAGCAUUCUUGUUUACACGACGUUUCGGAAUGCCGCUUUCUGCUAAAAUUCUGGAAUAAACCGUUUUCUUAAGUGCAUGUAAACAUGGUCAGUGUGUAUCUGUGGCGCUGUUAAAGAUGCUCUGUUUAGAGUGACCGCUUAGACCCGCCCCAACAACAUUACAUAUUCAAAAAGUUGUUUUGAAAACGUUUUUAUAGAGAAAUACUAUUUUGGCAGAUUUUCUUUGUUUUUUUGCUAUGUAACAUUAUUUUCAUUGCAAUUAAACACAUUUCCCUUAAAACUCUCCAAAAAUCUAAUUCUCAUUACUGUAAUGGGGAUUCAUAGUAUUUGCACACCAUGGUAAUAUUUGUUGUUGUUGUUGUUGUUAAGCUGAUUUAAAGAGUAAAAAAAUAAAUAAAAAAUUUCUAACUUUAUUUUUAAAUGACUGUCUUACACAGAUCUAUUGAGAAUAGUGUGAAUCGAACAAACUCAAAAGUACAACGUCCGGACACAUUUCAGUAAUGAGACGGGGCAAAAUGUGUUUCAUUCUCAACAUGUCACAAUAAAAAAAAAUGUAAAUGGGACUAAAGGCUGGAUUUUGGGAUGAAAUAUGAACUGGACAUGUUUUAAUGAGGUUCAUCUGUCUCUCAGAUGUCCUCUGGUGCAAUAGUUCUGGUCUCGUCUGAUGUUGAAAUUGCGUUUCCGUUGACCUUAUUUCAGAUCAAAAUCUCUUCUGUCUCCUUUUCCACUGUCGUCUACUUUAUAAAGAUCACAUCUAAUUUCCACAUCUUGAGUUUUCUGGAGUUUUUUUUGUCUACAGAAAUUUAUUUGUAAAGAUGUUUUUUCAUUGUUUCAUCAGCUGAAUGAUCAACACCAAUUUAAACAACAGUAGAACCCACUGAAGAGACUUUACCUUUAUCCCUCACAGCCUCGUUUACAUCUCCAUCAAGAAUUAAAUAUUGCCCAACUCUGAAUAUACCUCAUAGAGCUGUAUAAUAUGAUGUGUUCACUAACACACACACACACACACACAUGUUGGUGCAGCUAUCAUUAUGAGGACUCUCCAUAGACAUAAUGAUUUUUAUACUGUACAAACUAUAGAUUCUAUCCCCUAACCCUAACCCUACCCCUAAACCUAACCCUCACACACACACACACACACACACACAUCAUGUUGGUGCAGCUAUCAUUAUGAGGACUCUCCAUAGACAUAAUGAUUUUUAUACUGUAUGAACUAUAGAUUCUAUCCCCUAACCCUAACCCUACCCCUAAACCUAACCCUCACAAAAAACUUUCUGCAUUUUUAAAUUUUCAAUAAAACAUCAUUUAAUGUUAUUUCCCUUGUGAGGACCACCCAAAAGAUCCUCACAACCAGAAAUGUCCUCACAGAACAGGUUGAUUCUCAAUACUUGGUCCUCACAAGUAUAGCUAAACCUGCACACACACACACACACACACUCACUCACACACACACUCACUCUCACAUACAUUCACACACACACACACACACACACACACACACACACUCACUCACUCACUCACUCACUCUCACAUACAUUCACACACACACACACACUCUCACACACACUCGCCCAGUGUGUCAGACCAUAUUCAUGAUGGUUUAAACUGCUGCCCCCAAUGGAGGCGUUUCUUAAAUGAUGACAUACACUAAGCUUGUGCUCAUAAUGUGAACAUGUUGGAUGUUCCAUGUCUGAUUUUACAAUGUAUUUAUUUUUAGAUGCUUUUUAUUUACAUCUCGUUACCUGCCCUCAGUAGUGUGCCAAACAAUGCAUCAGUUUUGUCAUGCACCUGACAAGAAAGAGACCAGACUGUAUCACAGAGCGAUCUCAACUGUACAGUCCUAUUUUGCCUGUUUAGUAACCAUACAGAUUUCUGUUAGAAACAUAGAAAGUUUCAGAUUGGAAAUUAAGACUAAAACAGAGUUUAGUUCACCAAAAAUUCUGUAAUUUCUGUCAAAGAAAGCGUGCUAAACAUCAGCGCACCGUUUCUCCUCAUUAUACUUGCGUUUAAUCCAGAUAAGUGUCAUUUUGAGCAGAAUUCUGUCAUUUUAUUUGAAAACCAGUAUUGACCGAGCUACAGAUGUUUGUGUGUCACACUGAAGAAGAUCUGUGAAGUUCUCGUGCAUGUAUAUAUGUAAGCGAUUUUUCCCAUUUUCAGAUCGUACGGUUAUUUCUUUUUAAAGCCGCUCGUAUCUCCAUCUGUGGUUUCAGUAAUUUGAUCACGCUUUAGAACAUGUUUACACCUCUUUUUAACACUCACCACUUGUGAUCGGAUCACCCAAGAUGCUUUUUGAGACCAGGUGUAAACGGGGACAAAGUCAUAUGUGUUUGGAACAGCAUGAGAGUGAGUAAAUGAUGUCAGAAUUUCUAUGUUUGUGUGAAUUAUCCCUUGAGGAUCUGAUGUUUGUAACACUAUCAUGUUUCUCUGUGUCUCUAAGGGGAAAUAUAUGAAGCUCUGUGUGCUGUUGGGAACUGAAGGCAAGUUAUUUCUACAACAGACACUUGAUCUCUCAGACUCGCAGAUAUAAAUAGAGUGUGUGUGUGUGUGUGAAUGUGCAUGUGUCGCAUCUCUCCUGACAAGUUUCAGUUUCUUGGACUGCUCGAGGGUCUAAUACUUGACUCAGUGAUGGACCGCUUGUGUAUCGCAGGGGUCAGUCUUCACCAUCACAUGUGAGCGUUCUGCAGUGUUCCAGGUUCACUUACAGUUUCCAUACAUCCGUGUUGUGUUAUCUGCUCUGUGUUUAUGUGUUGUCAGAGAGUGUCAACAGACUGCAGUUGAAACCCAACAGGUGCCAAGAGAUAUUGAUCAUAUAAAUGAUUGAAACAUGAACACAUGAGCAUAUAUCUGGACUCUCAAAAAAUGAACUUUCACUCGUUAGUUUUACUUUAAUGUUCAUAUUACUCAAACUCAUGUAACCAAGGAAACUUACAUUAAAUUUGAAGUUGGUUCAACUAAAAAAAAAAAAAAAAAGCAUCAUGUCAGCUUCACUUAAUCUGUUUACAUUGAGACAACUUGAAUAUUCUUGUUUGGUUAACUGAAACUGGGCAGAGGAUUUCCAGUUCCCGGCAUGCAUGAGUAAAUAAAUAAAGUGUUUUUUUAAAAUAAA